GAAGCAGCGGCGGCGGCGGCGGCUGGAGUGAGCGCCCGGCUCGCCGCGCAGACCGGGGCCCGGGCAGGGCUGCGCGCGGGGCCGCGUCCUGCCCCUCAGGCCCGGGGCCGCGCCGGCCGUCGUGCUCCGCCCGCUCCCGGUGCUUUCGUAGAAGCAUGAUUAUUUGUUGCACUUGAUCUCACAACCUGGUGAGGACUUCUUUACUGAUAAUGUCAAGUUCAGGUUAUCCUCCCAACCAAGGAGCCUUCAGUGCAGAGCAAAGCCGUUAUCCUCCUCACUCUGUUCAGUACACCUUUCCCAGCACCCGACACCAGCAGGAGUUUGCAGUCCCUGAUUAUCGUCCUUCUCAUCUGGAGGUCAGCCAGGCAUCACAGCUCCUGCAGCAGCAGCAGCUUCGAAGGCGGCCUUCCCUGCUUUCAGAGUUUCACCCAGGUUCUGACAGGCCUCAAGAAAGGAGACCUGGAUACGAGCAGUUUCACCCGGGCCCUUCCCCAGUGGAUCACGAUUCCCUGGAGUCCAAGCGACCACGUCUGGAGCAAGUUUCUGAUUCCCAUUUCCAGCGGGUCAGCGCUGCGGUCUUACCUUUAGUGCACACGCUGCCAGAAGGGUUGAGGUCUUCUGCAGAUGCUAAGAAGGAUCCAGCAUUUGGAGUCAAACAUGAAGCUCCUUCCUCUCCGAUCUCCGGGCAGCCGUGUGGAGAUGACCAAAAUGCUUCACCUUCAAAACUUUCAAAGGAAGAGUUGAUACAGAGUAUGGACCGUGUGGACCGGGAAAUUGCGAAAGUGGAGCAGCAGAUCCUUAAACUGAAAAAGAAACAACAACAGCUCGAAGAAGAAGCCGCUAAACCUCCAGAGCCUGAGAAGCCUGUGUCCCCUCCUCCCGUGGAGCAGAAACACCGCAGUAUUGUCCAAAUUAUUUAUGAUGAGAAUCGGAAAAAAGCAGAAGAAGCUCAUAAAAUAUUUGAAGGUCUUGGCCCAAAAGUUGAACUGCCACUCUAUAACCAACCAUCAGAUACCAAGGUGUACCAUGAGAACAUCAAGACUGGAGUACCUGCAAGGCGCAUGAUGAAAAACCAGGUGAUGAGGAAAAAACUCAUUUUAUUUUUUAAAAGAAGAAAUCAUGCAAGAAAACAAAGGGAACAAAAAAUCUGCCAGCGUUAUGAUCAGCUCAUGGAGGCAUGGGAGAAAAAAGUGGACAGAAUAGAAAAUAAUCCUCGGAGGAAAGCUAAAGAAAGCAAAACAAGGGAGUACUAUGAAAAACAGUUUCCAGAAAUUCGAAAGCAAAGAGAACAGCAAGAGCGGUUUCAGCGAGUUGGCCAGAGGGGAGCUGGUCUUUCAGCCACCAUUGCUAGGAGUGAGCAUGAGAUUUCUGAAAUUAUUGAUGGGCUCUCUGAACAGGAGAAUAAUGAGAAACAAAUGCGACAGCUUUCUGUGAUCCCACCCAUGAUGUUUGAUGCAGAACAGAGACGGGUCAAGUUCAUUAACAUGAAUGGGCUUAUGGAGGACCCUAUGAAGGUUUAUAAAGAUAGGCAGUUCAUGAAUGUUUGGACUGACCAUGAGAAGGAGAUCUUUAAGGACAAGUUUAUCCAGCAUCCAAAAAACUUUGGACUUAUUGCAUCUUACUUGGAAAGGAAGAGUGUUCCUGAUUGUGUUUUGUAUUACUACUUAACCAAGAAAAAUGAGAAUUAUAAAGCCCUAGUAAGAAGGAACUAUGGAAAACGUAGAGGAAGAAACCAGCAGCAAAUUGCCCGACCUUCACAAGAAGAAAAAGUAGAAGAAAAAGAAGAAGAUAAAGCAGAAAAAACAGAAAAAAAAGAGGAGGAAAAGAAAGAUGAAGAAGAAAAAGAUGAAAAGGAGGACUCUAAAGAAAAUACUAAGGAAAAGGAUAAGACAGAAGGUACAGCAGAAGAAACUGAGGAGAGAGAGCAGGCCACACCCCGGGGCCGAAAGACUGCCAACAGUCAGGGCCGCCGAAAGGGCCGGAUCACCAGGUCCAUGACCAGUGAGGCCGCAGCUGCUAGCGCUGCAGCUGCCGCAGCCACUGAGGAGCCCCCACCACCUCUGCCACCGCCACCGGAACCCAUUUCUACAGAACCUGUAGAAACCUCUCGAUGGACAGAAGAAGAAAUGGAAGUUGCUAAAAAAGGUCUGGUAGAACAUGGUCGUAACUGGGCAGCAAUUGCCAAAAUGGUGGGAACUAAAAGUGAAGCCCAAUGUAAAAACUUCUAUUUUAACUAUAAAAGGCGACACAAUCUUGAUAACCUCUUGCAGCAGCAUAAACAGAAAGCCUCACGGAAGCCUCGUGAAGAGCGAGAUGUGUCUCAGUGUGAAAGUGUAGCUUCCACGGUGUCUGCUCAGGAGGACGAGGACAUUGAAGCCUCCAAUGAAGAGGAGAACCCCGAGGACAGUGAAGGUGCUGAAAAUAGUUCUGAUACAGAAAGUGCUCCUUCUCCUUCACCAGUUGAAGCUGUCAAGCCCGGCGAAGACAGCACUGAAAACGCGCCUCCUCGAGGGACCGCUGAGCCCGCGGCCGAGCUGGAGGCCACCCCCGGCACCGUGCCCAGGGCCUCUCCCUCGCCGGCAGUUUCGAGCACAAAAGCAGCCGAGGGGGACCGUGGGGAGACCCAGGCGAGCGACAGCGCAGCAGUGGACCCAGCAGAGCCGAUGGACGUGGAGCACGAGGCGUGCGGGGCUGAAGACACUGCCGCUCUUGACCUCCCCUCGGUUGCCGAGGCCGAUGCUGUGGAUGCUGACACGCGGGCGCCGGAAAGCAGUCCAUCCAGAGUCGAAGGGGACCCCAAAGACAGAGACCUGGAGGGAAGCGGCGAGAAGCCGGAGCCCGGAGACGACGCCCUGGGGGCAGCGCAGCAGAUGAGCGCCCCAAGGCCUGAGCCCCCUUCCGACCACGACUCCAGCGCCACGUGCAGUGCCGACGAGGACGUGGACGGGGAGCUGGAGAGGCAGCGAAUGUUUCCUAUGGAUUCAAAGCCUUCAUUGUUAAACCCCACUGGAUCUAUACUGGUCUCAUCCCCAAUCAAACCAAAUCCACUGGACCUGCCACAGCUUCAGCAUCGAGCUGCAGUCAUCCCACCAAUGGUCUCCUGCACCCCCUGUAACAUACCGAUUGGGACUCCCGUGAGCGGCUACGCCCUCUACCAGCGACACAUCAAAGCCAUGCACGAGUCCGCACUUCUGGAGGAGCAGCGGCAGAGGCAGGAGCAGGGGGACCUGGAGUGCAGGAGCUCCCCGAGCCCGUGUGGCGCCUCCAGGAGCCCGAGCAGAGAGUGGGAAGGAAAAUCAGUCGCCUAUAUGCCUUAUGCUGAGGUCACACGUGCUCUAGAACAGGAAGCACAGAUGCACAGUACCGCAGCAAGGUCAGCAUCACCGUGUAGGCUCUCUCCGAGAGAAGUCAGUAAAGCCGCGCCACAGCCCGAUGUGCGUGCAGCCCGCUGUAGUGUCCCGCCAGUCCUCCAGCCUGCUCCACAUCAAGUGAUAACUAACCUCCCUGAAGGGGUUCGGCUUCCGACAACUCGACCCACUAGGCCACCUCCUCCUCUCAUCCCAUCAUCCAAAACCACAUUGGCUUCAGAAAAACCAUCUUUUAUACUGGGAGGCUCCAUAUCACAGGGAACACCCGGCACUUACUUGCCUUCUCCUAAUCAGGCCUCCUACGCUCCCGAGGCAGCGAAGCCCUCCGCCGGCUCCAUCUCCCUGGGACUCCCGCGGCAGCAGGAGGCCGCCAAGCCAGCUGCCGUGCCCUACAUCAAGCAGGAAGAGUUUUCUCCCCGAAGCCAGAACUCACAACCUGAGGGUCUGUUGGUCAGAGCCCAACAUGAAGGAGUGGUCAGAGGUACCACAGGCGCCAUUCAAGAAGGAAGUAUAACUCGGGGAACUCCCUCCAGCAAACUUUCGGUGGAGAGCAUCCCAUCCCUCCGUGGCUCUAUCACCCAGGGGACCCCGGCUCUGUCGCAGGCUGGCAUACCAACUGAGGCUUUAGUAAAGGGACCCAUUUCCAGACUGUCCAUUGAAGAGAGCAGUCCUGAGAAAGGCCGAGAGGAAGCUGCAUCCAAAGGUCAUGUUAUCUAUGAAGGCAAGAGUGGACACAUCUUAUCCUACGAUAAUAUUAAGAAUGCCCGCGAAGGGACGAGGAGUCCAAGGACAGCUCAUGAGCUCAGUCUCAAAAGGAGCUAUGACUCCGUGGAGGGCGCUGUAAAGCCAGGCUUGUCCAUGAGGGAGGCUCCUGCGUCAGCUCCGCUGGAGGGGCUGAUCUGCCGAGCAUUACCCAGGGGGAGCCCUCACUCCGACCUGCGAGAAAGGACUGUGCUGUCUGGCUCCAUAAUGCAGGGCACACCAAGAGCAACAAGUGAAAGUUUUGAAGAUGGCCUGAAGUACCCCAAGCAGAUUAAGAGGGAGAGCCCACCCAUGCGUGCGUUUGAAGGCGCCAUCACCAAAGGAAAGCCGUACGACGGCAUCACCACCAUCAAGGAGAUGGGGCGCUCCGUCCAUGAGAUCCCGCGGCAGGACGCAUUAGCCCAGGAGAGCCGCAAGACUCCGGACAUGGCGCAGAGCACGCGGCCCGUCGUUGAGGGCUCCAUCUCCCAGGGCACGCCGAUCAAAUUUGACAGCAGCUCCGGUCAAUCUGCCAUCAAGCACAAUGUCAAAUCCUUGAUCACGGGGCCCAGCAAGCUACCCCGUGGGAUGCCUCCGCUGGAAACUGUGCCAGAGAGCAUAAAAGUGGUAGAACGGGGAAAGUACGAGGAUGUGAAAGCAGGCGAGCCUGUGCGUUCCCGGCACACGUCGGUGGUAAGCUCUGGCCCCUCGGUUCUCAGGUCAACGCUUCAUGAAGCUCCCAAAGCACAGCUGAGCCCGGGGAUUUACGACGACACCAGCGCACGGCGGACGCCGGGGAGCUACGCCGGCAGCGCGUCCAGAGGCUCGCCCAUGAUGAGCAGAGCUGCCGAGGUUACAAUUUCUUCUAGCAAGUCUACCAAUCAUGAAAGGAAGUCGACGCUGACCCCUACCCAGAGGGAGAGCAUUGCAGCGAAGUCUCCAGUGCCUGGGGUGGACCCUGCAGUGAGCCACAGCCCUUUUGAGCCGCACCACAGGGGCGGUGCCCCAGGCGAGGUGUACCGGAGCCACCUGCCCGCACAUCUGGACCCAGCCAUGCCGUUUCACCGGGCUCUGGACCCUGCAGCUGCUGCUUACCUGUUCCAGAGACAGCUGUCCCCAACUCCCGGUUAUCCCAGUCAGUACCAGCUGUAUGCGAUGGAGAACACGCGGCAGACCAUCCUCAACGACUACAUCACCUCUCAGCAGAUGCAAGUGGGCCUGCGCCCGGACGUGGCCAGGGGGCUGUCUCCCCGGGAGCAGCAGCUGGGUCUCCCAUACCCAGCAACCAGGGGAAUCAUUGACCUGACCAAUAUGCCUCCAGCAAUUCUAGUGCCUCAUCCGGGGGGAACGAGCACGCCCCCCAUGGACAGAAUCACUUAUAUUCCAGGCACGCAGAUCACCUUCCCCCCCAGGCCGUACAACUCUGCGUCCAUGUCUCCAGGGCACUCGACACACCUUGCUGCCGCGGCAAGUGCUGAGAGAGAGCGGGAGCGGGAGAAGGAGCGGGAGCGCCUCGCUGCAGCCUCCUCGGACCUCUACCUGAGGCCAGGCUCAGAGCAGCCUGGCCGGCCCAGCAGCCAUGGCUACGUUCGCUCCCCAUCCCCCUCGGUCAGAGCUCAGGAGACCCUGCUGCAGCAGAGACCCAGCGUUUUCCAGGGAACCAAUGGAACCAGCGUGAUCACACCUUUGGACCCAAGCGCGCAGCUGCGGAUCAUGCCGCUGCCUGCUGGGGGCCCUUCCAUCAGCCAGGGCCUGCCGGCCUCCCGUUACAACACUGCUGCGGACGCCCUGGCUGCUCUUGUGGACGCUGCAGCGUCUGCUCCCCAGAUGGACGUGUCCAAAACAAAAGAGAGUAAGCAUGAAGCGGCCAGGUUAGAAGACAAUUUGAGGAGCAGGUCAGCAGCAGUUAGUGAGCAGCAGCUAGAGCAGAAAAGCCUGGAGGCGGAGAAGAGACCUGGUCAGUGUCUGUACACUUCUUCAGCCCUGCCGAGUGGCAAGCCCCAGCCUCAUUCUGCACUAGUUUACUCUGAGGCUGGGAAAGAGAAAGGGCCUCCUCCAAAGUCCAGAUAUGAGGAAGAGCUCAGGACCCGAGGGAAGACCACCAUUACCGCAGCUAACUUCAUAGACGUGAUCAUCACCCGGCAAAUUGCCUCGGACAAGGAUGCAAGGGAACGUGGCUCCCAGAGUUCAGACUCUUCCGGUAGCUUAUCUUCUCACCGGUAUGAAACCCCUGGCGAUGCCAUUGAGGUGAUAAGCCCCGCCAGCUCCCCCGCGCCGCCGCCCGAGAGGCUGCAGGCCUACCAGCCGGAGGUCAUGAAGGCCAGCCAGGCAGAAAACGAGGCCCCCAGACAGUACGAAGGACCAUUGCAUCACUAUCGGCCGCAGCAGGAGUCGCCCUCCCCGCAGCAGCCGCCGCCGCCCCCGUCUUCACAGGCCGAGGGGGUGGGGCAGGUGCCCAGGACACACCGGCUCAUCACACUUGCUGACCACAUCUGUCAAAUUAUCACACAGGAUUUUGCUAGAAAUCAAGUGUCCUCGCAGCCUCCCCAGCAGCCUCCCGCUUCUACAUUCCAAAAUUCACCAUCUGCUUUGGUGUCUACACCUGUGAGGACUAAAACAUCAAACCGAUACAGCCCAGAAUCCCAGUCUCAGUCUGUUCACCAUCAAAGACCAGGUUCAAGGGUCUCUCCAGAAAAUCUUGUGGACAAAUCCAGGGGAAGCAUCAGGCCUGGAAAGUCCCCAGAGAGGAGUCACGUCUCUUCAGAGCCGUACGAGCCCAUCUCCCCACCCCAGGUUCCGGUCGUGCACGAGAAGCAGGACAGCGUGCUGCUGCUGGCCCAGCGUGGAGCCGAGCCCGCGGAGCAGAGGAACGAUUCCCGCUCACCGGGGAGUAUAAGCUACUUGCCUUCAUUCUUCACCAAGCUUGAAAACACGUCACCCAUGGUGAAGUCAAAGAAGCAGGAGAUUUUUCGUAAGUUGAACUCCUCUGGUGGAGGUGACUCUGAUAUGGCAGCUGCUCAGCCAGGAACUGAGAUCUUUAAUCUGCCAGCAGUCACCACCUCAGGUGCGGUCAGCUCCAGAGGCCAUUCGUUUGCUGACCCUGCUAGCAACCUGGGGCUGGAGGACAUCAUCCGGAAGGCGCUCAUGGGGAGCUUUGACGACAAAGCGGAGGAGCAUGGGGUGGCAAUGCCCCAGCCCGUGGGGGUGGUGACCGGCGGUGAGACCCGGAGAGAGGAAGGGGACCCGUCACCUCAUUCAGGAGGAGUUUGCAAACCAAAGCUGAUCAGCAAGUCAAACAGCAGGAAAUCGAAAUCUCCUAUCCCAGGGCAAGGCUACUUGGGCGCUGAGCGGCCCUCCUCGGUCUCCUCGGUGCACUCAGAGGGGGAGUAUCACAGGCAGACACCGGGCUGGGCCUGGGAGGACAGGCCCUCAUCCACAGGCUCGACGCAGUUCCCCUACAACCCCCUGACCAUGCGGAUGCUGUGCAGCACGCCCCCCGCGCCUGCCGCCGCCUGUGUGCCCGCCGCCGCCAGCCCGGCUGCCCCCCACCAGCCGAGCAGGAUCUGGGAGCGGGAGCCGGCCCCGCUGCUCUCCGCGCAGUAUGAGACGCUGUCCGACAGCGACGACUGACCUGCGGGAAGGGGCCCCGGGAAGGGGCUCUAGUGUUUGGUGGUUUCAUUUUUAACUGCGGGCCAGAAGCCUGUCCUUGUAGGGCUUGUGCCAGAGACUUCAGGAAAGCCUGGACCACAGACGAUGAAGAAAGGAUGGAAAUUUAUUUCAAGGGUCAAAUGAGGGGGAAAGGCUGCCUUGAUACAGGCAGUUCAGUGGAUUAUAAGAAUAGUGGAGGGUUGAAAUGUAGAGUUUUUUAAAAGUGGGUUAAUUCCUGUUCUUACAUCUGUUUGUAAAGAAAACCAUAAUGUCUUUAAAUCACUCUCCUGUAAAUAGAUGACCUUUUUGCAGUGUUUCCCCUCGCUCUAGUAUCUGGUGUACUUAUGUUCGAAUCAGCGCAUCGACUUUGGGGGUAAGGUAAUUUUUAAAAAUCUCUCCUCUCUCUUUUUAACCCUUCUAAACAACCUCAAACAGCCCAGUUACAUGGUGUUGGCUGUCACGGGCAUUGUACUUUUAUCCAAUUUUGUUUCCUCUAAACUCAGAUUUCCAGUGAUGUUUAAAAUCUUGUGGAAAUGUUUAGAUUUUUAACACAGACCCUGUCAUAAAAUCUGUACAUUAACGUAUUAGGGUCAAAAGGAGAAACAGAAUUCUGCCAUCGUGUUAAUUUCCAGUGCAGGCUUUAAUUUUUUUUUAAUUGGAAGCACUGAAAAAAAUAGUACUGCAUGAGUAUUGUCAUAGUUCAGUUUCUAACGUUUUACAGGCGUACCUCGCUGUAAUGCGCACUGGUGAUGAACCACGCCCCAAGCACUCUCCUGCAUUUGAUGCAGCCCAGCAAAGCUUCUGUUUUGAAAUAAAUCUGACUGCCCUGUC
Messenger RNA from Hippopotamus amphibius kiboko, 8588 nucleotides. RefSeq names its product nuclear receptor corepressor 1 (gene NCOR1). The record is from RefSeq and is a predicted model, not a curated record. Gene Ontology annotation, biological process: negative regulation of transcription by RNA polymerase II. The transcript is spliced from 48 exons. Gene Ontology annotation, molecular function: transcription corepressor activity; nuclear thyroid hormone receptor binding. Bases 210 to 7739 code for a protein of 2509 amino acids. NCBI's taxonomy places the organism in Eukaryota, Metazoa, Chordata, Mammalia, Artiodactyla, Hippopotamidae.